Molecule: messenger RNA, 5214 nt
Organism: Chanos chanos (milkfish)
Lineage: Eukaryota; Metazoa; Chordata; Actinopteri; Gonorynchiformes; Chanidae
Gene: nhsl1a
Product: NHS-like 1a
Exons: 9
Coding region: 1-5214 (1737 amino acids)
Biological process (GO): cell differentiation
Source: RefSeq, a predicted model, not a curated record
AUGAUUGCGUAUGUCGACUGCCUGUCCACGGAGCCGUCGGGAAGAUGUUGGAAUAGGACGUACUACGAAGAUGAGGAUGAGCUUCUCCCUCUUUACACUCGGAAACUGCAGCCCAAAACCGAGGGCAGCCUCCGCCGCCGCCUACUCACCUCCAAGAUCCAUCAACAGCAGGACGCCCUGUGGGCCCCCAGGCCUUGGGCUCGACCAGCGCAGGGGCUAGGUCCGAAAGGCACCCCGCUACUUCAGAGACGGCUCAGCAACACGUUCGUGGCACCUCAGCAGGACUGGAGAGCUGUUUCCAGCCUGGAUGAGGAGAGCAAAUGGACAGUUCACUACACAGCCCCGUGGCACCAGCAGGAGAAUGUCUUUCUGCCAGGGAGCAGGCCACCAUGUGUGGAGGACCUGCACCGACAGGCCAAAGUCAACCUCAAAACCGUCCUCAGAGAAUGUGACAAGCUGAGAAAAGAUGGGUUUCGUAGCUCACAAUACUACUCCCAAGGUCCUGCUUUCUCCACAAACAACGUGUCAAGCAGCAGCCUGCUGGACAACGAGGAAACAGAGAAAAAGAAGCAGUCUAGCAUUCUGGACUGUCUCUCUCGCUGUUGUGUUUCUCUUAGCUGUCAUUUGAAACCAUGGAGGAGAAAGUCCUCAGACUCAUUUUCUGAAGACGAGAGACUGGUUUACUCUCUGCGGCCGCAGACACCCCUCCUGGACAGUGGCUCUGACAUCAACACACAGACUAAUUGGAGUAAAAGCCUGCCUCUGCCCACACCGGAGGAGAAGAUGAGGCAGCAGGCCCAGACUGUCGCCACUGACAUCAUCCCCAUCAACAUCACAGGGGAGAACUUUGACCGGCAGGCAAGUUUCCGUCGCUCCAUGGCCAACACUGACACUGUGAUCAGGAGAUCAAAGAGAGUCAAACGGAGAAAAACUAUCACAGGCAUGCCCGACAACAUCCAAAGGGAACUAGCUGGUCAGAAUGAGUCCAGGAGUCAGUCCGUGUGUAUGACAAACCAGUUCUCCACACUGGGUCGCACUGGCAGCGUCAACUCUGCACUGAGGCGCUCGGACACCCGUGACUCCAGCUGCCAGACUGAAGAGGUGAAGAUAGUGCCACCCUCAGUGCGCAGGAUCCGGGCACAGAAGGGUCAAGGUAUCGCUGCCCAAAUGGCCAGCCUUUCCCUCUCCUCCUCAGGAAGUGGGUCUGCCAUUAGCGAAUUCAAUGAUAUCGCCUACUCUCCUCAGCACAAUGGUAGUGACCAAGGAUUCCAUAGCCUGCCUCGCCAAGGAACGUGUAUAUCCCUUCCACAGUCUGAGCCCAGGUACACCAGCACACCAUAUAGAAUGGAUUGUGGCUCCACAACCUCCCUGCCUAAUCAGAUCAACAUGCCCCAAUCUAGCACAGCAUCCUUGAGCUCGAACAGUCCGAAGUCUCUGGGUUUCCAAGGUUUCCAGAGUGACCACCAUAUAGCAGCACCGGACUAUAUGGUUUCUGACAGUGUUCACAGUCCAUCCGUCAGCCUUGGUGCUUUCCCCAUCUCCACUGAGUUCGGGUCCAGUGACACAACACACACCUAUGAUCCGGAGGGUUCCUGCAUGUAUUCCGUGUCGUCUUUUCCAACAGACAGAUCUCAAAGCAAUGUGGAUGUUCCUCUGUCUGCCAGCUCAUCCUAUUGUGAGUCCGCGGCGUCACUCAACACAGGUGCUCACACAGAGACUGACUCCCAGUGCAGCACCCUGGAUGGGAGAAACUGCGGCAGUCCCAGCUCGCAUCGAAGGGAGUCCGAUUUCUCAGAGAGCAGCACCCAUAGCUGUAGCACACUGACCACUGACCAGUGGACCUAUGAAGUCGCACCCAAGAACCGACCCACUUCAAGCUGCUCCUCCCCCAUCUAUCAUAUGUGCAACAGUCAUGAGCAUUCACCCAACAAGACAGACACCAGCUCACUUUACUCGGUGGAUACCGAUGGCUACUACACCUCCAUGCAUCUGGACGCUGGGCUGAAGGCGUACAGUCAUGGUUGCAUCAACAAGGCGGGGAAUGUGAGAAACAAGUUAUAUGAAUGUCGGGAACACCACAGUCAGGACGACCGAACAAUUCUUCAAAGCAACCAGACCUUGUCCCGAAGUAUCUCUUUGCGAAAAGCCAAGAAGCCUCCGAAACCCCCAGCACGGACAGACUCCCUGAGGCGUAAACCAAACAAGAAACACCACAAUAGUGAAUCGGUUCUGAAUGAGAGGCUGAUCUCCAGCCUCCAACAGUCGUUACAGAUGAACACAAAGAGCCAGAGCACUUCAAUCGCAGGCCAGAGCCCCUGUAAUGGAUUUGAGGACCCCUGGAUCCUGCGUCCGAGGAGCCAAAGCAAUGUCAGUGUCGCAAGCAGUGGAAUGUCAGCCCCAGCUGCAGUAUGUCCAGUCACUCCGUCCCAUAGUGAUACCAGCAGUCAGAGAUCAGACAACACAGAGUCUUGGAACUCCUACAUGGACUACCCUGGACAAUUCUCGGAGCAUGGCCCUUCCUCCCCUAUCACAAGGUCCGCAAGCGCUAGCGAAAGUCCUGCGAACCUGACCAAGGGAACCCACCAGAAUGGCUUCCUGCCAGGUCAGGGGAACACUGCUGAAGUUAAAGCCAAGAUGGUCUCAAUGCCUGACAAAAUCCAUCGUUUGACUUCUCCAUCCAGUGGUUACUCCAGCCAAUCCAAUACCCCAACUACAGGCACUCCUGUGACAGCCAUCAGUAGAGCUAAGUCUCCAAGAGGAGGGAAGCUUAAACCCAAAGUACCUGAGAGGAAGUCCUCACUGCUGUCUUCUGUGUCUGGCUCUUCAUCCUCUACCACUUCCCUUUCUUCAAACACCUCAGACUCCACCAGGAGCCCUUUGCCACUUCCACCUCCACUUCCUCUACUAUCUGGAAUUCUCAAAGCUCCGCAGAGCUCCAUUUUUAAUACUGAAACACCCAAGGUAGACUGUUCCUCUCCACUACACUCCCCUCCUCAUACUGGAUCUAUUACCUGGGAGGAAGAGCAGGACACAUCUGUGGUGUCACCCAAAACCCCUGAGGAAAGUCCUUCAGUUUUUAACUUCCCUCCUCCACCGUCAGAGGAGGUCUUGGACUCAGCGUUGACAUGUGAAAUCCUUGCUUCUCUGAGUCCCCCACCCCCUCCUCCCCCUCCACCUCUUCCUCCAUUACUUCCACCACAAAUGACAACACCCCCUCCUCCACCCUUGCCUGGGACCGGUCUUCAGGCAGAAAUAAUCUUAAAAGAGAAGAGCAUAAGAAGUCAUGUCAAAUCAGUGGAAUCAUUGGACCAACAGCAUGAGUCAAAGCCCAGAGUCCACCACAAAGAACCUGAGAUACCUCGAAGACCAAUGAUCACUGCCCAAGCUCUUCAAAUGGUGCAACUGCGACCGGUGAAGCUGAAAAAAAUAGAACCUACACAUACCCAAGAAACUUUGUAUGAAUCUACUGACCUGAGGCAAAACCAGAAGUCAGAAGUAUCUGCACAUUUGGAGAAACCUGCAGGAUCGGAGACUGUUCCUGAGUUGCCAUUCACACCAUGUUCUACUUCAUCAGAUAUGGGCACACCAGACUCUUUCAUACCUGAGAUUUUGCAAAAUUGUUCAGAAGAAGUUAUCUCUUCUCCUCCUGAAGCUGCCAGUGGUGGUUUACCUGAAAAUGUAACCCCGGAACCUCUGCAGCGCUUUGAAACAGUAAAUGAAGCCCACUCUGUGUUUUCCAGUGAGAAAAACCCCGUUAAACUUUCUCCAUUAAUGCUACAAAGCUCUCCUCUCAAACAGAAGCCUCCCAUAUCACCAAAAAAGCCCAGUCUGACUCUACUUAUGCCCCCCAUACAUAAGCCUGUUAAGCCUGAUAUUAAGCAUCUUCAGACAGUCAAUGACAAUGAUGUGUUCAUUACAAGUGUGGUGAAUAGUACGUCCUCAGUGGACGAAGCUCACGAGCCGGAGAUUCCGUUAAUACCAGAGGAGGAAGACGAGGAGCUUGAUAUCCCACUACAACCAGUGGGAGAAACUGUUGACCAAGAGGUCCCCCUGCCGUUUGAUAGGGAGGACAGUGCCGAGAAGGUCCCGUCAAAAUCAGAGGAGGAGUACGACAGGGGUGAGAAUCCGUCGCACCCCGAGGGGAAGGAAGACACAGGCGAGUCUCCAUCUCAGCCAGAAGAAGAACAUGACCCUCAUGAGAUCCCCUCAGAACCCAAAAGAGAUUGUUGUGAUCGACGGGACGUGAGUCUGCUGUGGGCGGAAGAAGAGGACGAGAGCGACUCCGGAGACUGCUCGCCUUUGGGCAAAAGCACAUUCUCCCUGAGCAGCGACUUCUCCUCAGACAGUCUGCACGAGGUCCAGCUCCCUGACCUUGUCUUACAUGAGCGCGACCUUUGCCUGAGCGAUGACAAAGGUACUUCGGAUGGAGACGAUGAAGGAGGCAGCAGCAGCUCCGGAUCCAUAAGCUUUAAAGAAGAGGACAAUGGUACGAUGUUUGAGACCCACACAGACAGUUCUGCUGGUGGCGACACUCCAGAGGAGAUGGGGACAUCCACACGACCCCGCACGACAGAAGAUCUCUUCGCUGCCAUUCAUAGGUCAAAAAGGAAAGUUCUGGGCCGUGGAGACUCUGAAGAGGACCGGUGCAGAACCCUCCAGCCCUCCCCACCUGUCACACCCACUGGAGGCUCCCCUGCUUUUUCCUCUCUGCCCCGUCUGACAGGUUCCAUCCAGCGCAACAUACGUCGCUCCUCCACCAGCAACGACAGUUUCAAAGCCCUGCUCCUGAAAAAGGGCAGCCGCUCCGAGUCCGGUUUCCGUAUGUCGGCUGCAGAGUUGCUGAAGAAUACCGACCCCCGCCUCCAGAGGGCGAUCUCUGAUCCAUCUCAGCUGGACGAAACCUGUCCUUCCCCCGGGCGCAGCAGGAAAAUGACUGAGGAGUGGGCGCGGACCGAGGGAGCUCUGCCUCGCCCCUCCCACGGCCUCUCCACCUCAAAAUACGGGCGCUCACGCACACCGCCAUCUGCUGCCAGCAGCCGGUAUAACAACCGAAGCCGACUGCCCAGUGGACCUAUGACUGCCAUCAGUGAACGGGAAGGAGAGCUGCCUGAAACCGCUGACGGCUGUCUGGACUCAGAGAGGAGGGCGCUGGUCAGUCCGUUCAGCUUGUCUCUGAACUGCAGCGGGACAAUGUGUGCUCAGGCCAGCACAUAA